AUGAUGAGCUUCGGCAGCGCGGACGCGCUGCUGGGCGCCCCGUUCGGGCCGCUAUCCGGAGGCGGCGGCUUAUACUACUCUCUGGGCCGCAAGGGCGGCGCCGGCAGCGCGCGCUCCGCAGCCGGCUCGUCCAGCGGCUUCCACUCAUGGGCGAGGACGUCCACGAGCUCCGUAUUGGCCUCUCCCGGCCGAUUCCGCGGCGCGGCCGCCGCCUCGAGCACCGACUCGCUUGACACUCUGAGCAACGGACCGGAGGGCUGCGUAGUGGCAGCGGCGGCGGCACGCAGCGAGAAAGAGCAGCUGCAGGUGCUGAACGACCGCUUCGCGGGCUACAUCGACAAGGUGCGGCAGCUCGAAGCACACAACCGCAGCCUGGAGGGCGAGGCAGCGGCGCUGCGACAGCAGCAGGCAGGCCGCGCCGCCAUGGGCGAGCUGUAUGAGCGCGAGGUGCGCGAGAUGCGCGGCGCCGUGCUGCGGCUGGGUGCGGCGCGCGGCCAGCUGCGCCUGGAGCAGGAGCACCUCCUGGAGGAUAUCGCACACGUGCGUCAGCGACUUGACGACGAGGCCCGGCAACGCGAGGAAGCCGAGGCAGCAGCGCGUGCACUAGCGCGCUUCGCGCAGGAAGCCGACGCGGCGCGAGUCGAGCUGCAGAAGAAGGCGCAGGCACUGCAGGAAGAGUGCGGUUACCUGAGGCGCCACCACCAGGAAGAGGUGGGCGAGCUGCUCGGCCAGAUCCAGGGCUGCGGCGCCGCGCAGGCGCAGACGCAGGCCGAGGCGCGCGACGCCCUGAAGUGCGACGUGACGUCGGCGCUGCGCGAGAUCCGCGCACAACUCGAGGGCCACGCGGUGCAGAGCACGCUGCAAUCUGAGGAGUGGUUCAGAGUGAGGCUGGACCGACUGUCGGAGGCGGCCAAAGUGAACACAGACGCCAUGCGCUCAGCACAGGAGGAGAUAACUGAGUACCGACGUCAGCUGCAGUCCAGGACCACGGAGCUGGAGGCACUCAAAAGCACCAAGGACUCGCUGGAGAGGCAGCGCUCUGAGCUGGAGGAUCGGCAUCAGGCAGACAUCGCGUCCUACCAGGAAGCUAUUCAGCACCUGGAUACCGAGCUGAGGAACACCAAGUGGGAGAUGGCGGCCCAGCUCCGAGAGUACCAGGACCUACUCAAUGUCAAGAUGGCUCUGGAUAUCGAGAUUGCCGCUUAUAGAAAACUCCUGGAGGGAGAAGAGUGUCGGAUUGGCUUUGGCCCAAGUCCUUUUGCCCUUCCUGAAGGACUCCCCAAAGUUCCUUCCAUAGCCACUCACAUAAAGGUCAAAAGUGAAGAGAAGAUCAAGGUGGUAGAAAAGGCAGAAAAGGAAACUGUGAUUUUGGAGGAACAGACAGAAGAGAUACAGCUAACUGAAGAAGUGACAGAAGAAGAGGAAAAAGAGGCUAAAGAGGAAGAAGAAGAGGGAGAAGAGAAGGAAGCAAAAUCUCCAGCAGAAGAGGUAUCCCCAGAGAAGGAGGUCAAGUCCCCUGUGAAGGAAGAAACAAAAUCACCCACCAAGGACAAGACCCCCGAGAAGGAAGAGGCUAAGUCACCAGCUGAAGUCAAAUCUCCAGAGAAGGAAGAGGCUAAGUCACCAGCUGAAGUCAAGUCCCCAGAAAAGGCCAAGUCCCCUGAGAAGGAAGAAGCAAAAUCUCCAGCUGAGGCCAAGUCCCCUGAGAAGGCCAAGUCCCCAGUGAAGGAAGAGGCUAAGUCUCCAGCUGAGGCCAAGUCCCCAGAGAAGGCCAAGUCCCCAGUGAAGGAAGAGGCUAAGUCUCCAGCUGAGGCCAAGUCCCCAGAGAAGGCCAAGUCCCCUGUAAAGGAAGAGGCUAAGUCUCCAGCUGAGGCCAAGUCCCCUGAGAAAGAAGAGGCUAAGUCUCCAGCUGAAGCCAAGUCCCCUGAAAAGGCCAAGUCCCCUGUGAAGGAAGAGGCUAAGUCUCCAGCUGAGGCCAAGUCCCCUGAGAAAGCCAAGUCCCCAGUGAAGAAAGAGGCUAAGUCUCCAGCUGAGGCCAAGUCCCCUGAGAAGGCCAAGAGCCCAGUGAAAGAAGAAGCAAAAUCUCCAGCCGAGGCCAAGUCUCCAGAGAAGGCCAAGUCCCCAGAGAAGGCCAAGUCUCCAGUGAAGGAAGAGGCUAAGUCUCCUGCUGAGGUCAAGUCUCCUGAAAAGGCCAAGAGCCCAGUGAAGGAAGAGGCCAAAUCUCCAGUGGAAGUCAAAUCCCCAGAGAAACCCAAGUCCCCAGUGGAGGUGAAGUCUCCAGAGAAGGCCAAAUCUCCACUGAAGGAAGAAGCAAAGUCUCCUGAGAAGGCCAAGACUCUUGAUGUGAAAUCCCCAGAAGCUAAGACACCAGUGAAGGAGGAACUAAAGUCCCCUGCAGAUAUUAAGUCCCCUGAAAAGGCCAAAAGUCCUGUCAAGGAGGAAGCUAAGUCUCCAGAGAAGGUGAAAUCUCCCGUAAAGGAGGAUGCCAAGACUCCUGAGAAGGAGGUCCCAAAGAAGGAACAGGCAAAGUCUCCUGUGAAAGAGGAGAAACCCCAGGAGGUUAAAGUCAAAGAGCCCCCAAAGAAAGUGGAGGAAGAGAAACCUCCAGCUGCACCAAAAACCGAGGAGAAGAAGGAUAGCAAGAAAGAUGAGGUGCCCAAGAAGGAAGCUGCAAAGCCUGGGGUUGAGGAGAAGAAGGAACCUGCUGUAGAGAAGCCCAAAGAAUCCAAAGUUGAAGCCAAGAAGGAAGAGACUGAAGGUAAGAAAAAAGCAGCAACCCCAGAGAAGGAAGCUCCUGCCAAGGUGGAGGUCAAGGAAGAGGCUAAAGCCAAAGAGAAGGCUGAUGUGGCCAAGAAGGAGCUAGAUGAUGCCAAGGCCAAAGAACCCAGCAAACCAUCAGAGAAGGAACCAGAAAAGCCUAAAAAGGAAGAAGCUCCAGCAGCACCGGCAAAAAAGGACACCAAGGAGGAGGCCAAGAAGCCUGAGGAGAAACCCAAGACGGAGGCCAAAGCCAAGGAGGAGGACAAGGCAAAAGAGCCCAGCAAGCCUAGCAAACCCAAGACAGAAAAGGCUGAAAAGUCCUCCAGCACAGAUCAAAAAGACAGCAAGCCUCCAGAGAAGACCCCAGAGGACAAGGCCACCAAGGGAGAGAAGUAA
Molecule: messenger RNA, 3156 nt
Organism: Orycteropus afer afer
Lineage: Eukaryota; Metazoa; Chordata; Mammalia; Tubulidentata; Orycteropodidae
Source: RefSeq, a predicted model, not a curated record